Bombina bombina (fire-bellied toad) is the source of this 5008-nucleotide messenger RNA. It is a transcript of the gene LLGL1, whose product is annotated as LLGL scribble cell polarity complex component 1. Gene Ontology annotation, biological process: cortical actin cytoskeleton organization; regulation of Notch signaling pathway; regulation of protein secretion. The transcript has 23 exons. Gene Ontology annotation, molecular function: myosin II binding; GTPase activator activity. Gene Ontology annotation, cellular component: cortical actin cytoskeleton; cytoplasm; plasma membrane. Lineage: Eukaryota; Metazoa; Chordata; Amphibia; Anura; Bombinatoridae. The coding region runs from base 39 to 3251 and encodes 1070 amino acids. The record is from RefSeq and is a predicted model, not a curated record.
GCUGGAUCAAGUUCCCCGGCCGCCUGCUGUAUCUCUGGAUGAGGCGAGUGGUGGCUGCUGGGCAGCGGGUGUGUGAGGUUCUGGACGGCAAUAAGAUGCUCAAGUUUCGGUUUAGGCGGCAGGUGAACGACCCGCAGAGGGAGAAGAUAAAGCAGGAUUUGUUCGCAUUCAACAAGACUGUAGAACAUGGAUUUCCCAACCAGCCAAGCUCUCUUGCCUUUGACCCCAUUCUCAGAAUUAUGGCCAUUGGGACAAAAUCAGGUGCUGUUAAAAUAUAUGGUAUCCCUGGUGUGGAGUUCACAGGGUUACAUAAGGAUACAGCCACUGUGACACAGCUGCACUUCUUUCCUGGACAGGGCCGGCUCAUCUGUUUAUUGGAUGACAACACCUUACACCUAUGGGAGCUUCAGCAGAAGGACGGCUAUUCAUACCUGGAAGAGACCCGCAGCUUCAUCCUCCCAGGCCGGCCAGGGUUUGACUGCACUAGCUCCCCUACAAGUGUCUCAAGAGUGACCGUGAUCAUGGUGGCAGCCUCAUGUGAAAUGGUCGGACUUGGGACGGAAGGAGGAGGCGUUUACUUUCUGCAGAUCCCGAGCAUGAAACUGCUAGAGGAGCAGACAUUGCUGCAAGAGCAGAUAUUGCAGAGUCUGCCAGAUGACUACAGAUGUGGGAAAGCCUUGGGACCUGUAGAAUCCUUGCAGGCGCAUCCACAACAACCAGAGAAGAUAUUGGUUGGUUACAGCAGAGGGCUGGUUGUAUUAUGGGACUUGGAAGCCAAAAAAGUGGAUCAUCUCUUCCUGGGUAAUCAGCAGUUGGAGAGUGUUUCUUGGGAACACAGUGGAACGUCGUUCAUCAGCUCACAUAGUGAUGGCAGCUACAUGGCGUGGUCUGUCAGCAGUAACUCUCCUACAUCACAACCAAUCUCCUCUUCCAUACCGUACGGUCCUUUCCCUUGCAAGGCCAUAAACAAAAUUCAGUGGAGGUCUAGCAGUUCUGGGAACCACUUCAUCAUCUUCAGUGGGGGUAUGCCACGAGCAAGUUAUGGGGACCGCCACUGCGUGACCAUCCUUCAAGGGAAAAACUUAGUCACUUUGGACUUCACCUCUCGAGUCAUAGACUUCUUUACUGUGUGCCACCUCAAGAGUGAAGAUGGGUCUGACAAUCCAACAGCACUUAUAGUUUUAGUGGAGGAGGAGUUGGUGGUGAUUGAUCUUCAGAGUCCUGGCUGGCCCACCAUCCCGUCCCCGUAUUUAGCUCCCCUUCAUUCAUCUGCCAUUACCUGCUCUUAUCAUAUCUCUAAUGUGACACUCAAGCUCUGGGAGAGAAUAAUCAGUGCUGGAGAACAGCAAAAUCCUCAGCUGUCUUCCAUGAGUUGGCCAAUAAAUGGAGGUGUAAGUUUAGCAGAGGAACCAACACAAAGAGGACUUCUCCUUACAGGACAUGAAGAUGGCACAGUACGCUUCUGGGAUGCGUCUGGCGUUUCAUUGAAGCCUCUGUAUAGAAUAGGAACAGCAGGAAUCUUCCAGACAGACUGCGACCACAAUGACAGCUUAAACCAGAGCAACGAUGAGGAUUGGCCGCCAUUUCGCAAGGUUGGUUGCUUUGAUCCGUACAGUGAUGAUCCCCGAUUGGGCAUCCAGAAGAUCGCUCUGUGCAAGUACAGUGGCAAGAUGCUAGUGGCAGGAACAGCGGGGCAGGUUCUGUUAAUGGAUUUGAGUGAUGAAAAAUCUGACCAUAUGGUAAAUGUGGCCACAGUAGAUCUUCUACAGGACCGUGAGGGCUUCACAUGGAAAGGCCAUGACCGACUUGUGCCACGGAACACUUCUCUCUUCUUCCUGCCAGGUUUCCAGACAACCAUGUUAAUACAGUGUAUGCCACCCGCUGCCGUCACUGCUGUAUCCUUACACUCGGAGUGGAAUCUUGUGGCUUUUGGCACUAGCCAUGGUUUCGGAGUCUUUGAUUAUCAACGGAGGAACACUGUGCUGGCGAGGUGCACCCUGCAUCCCAAUGACUCAUUGGCUAUGGAAGGUCCCCUGUCACGGGUCAAAUCUCUGAAAAAGUCUCUCCGGCAGUCAUUCCGCAGGAUACGGAAGAGCAGGGUGUCUGGGAAGAAAAGACCAAACACUAGCAGUCCAGCCAGCAAGUUGCAGGAAGCAAAUGCUCACCUUGCUGAACAGGCUGGACCUCAUGACCUUGAUAUAGCCCCAGUGCAAAGGAGGAUAGAGCCACGGUCUGCGGAUGACUCGCUUUCUGGUGUCGUACGCUGUUUGUAUUUCGCUGACACAUUCCUUCGUGAUGCACUUCACCAUGGCCCAACCAUGUGGGCUGGUACCAACUCUGGCUCAGUAUUUGCAUAUGCAUUGGAGGUACCUUCACGGGAGAAGUUUUCAGAGCGCUCUACAGAGGCUGUGCUGGGGAAGGAAAUCCAGCUUAUGCAUCGUGCCCCUGUUGUAUCUAUUGCUGUUCUAGAUGGACGGGGAAACCCCUUGCCAGAACCCUAUGAGGUGUCACGUGACUUGGCCAAAGAGCCAGAUAUGCAUGGAACACAUUCUGUACUAAUUGCUUCAGAGGAACAGUUCAAGGUUUUUACGUUGCCUAAGGUUAGUGCAAAGACGAAAUUCAAGUUGACAGCUCAUGAGGGAUGUCGGGUGCGAAAAUUGUCCCUUGCUAACUUUAUCAGUGCCACAUCUGAAGAUUACUCUGAAAACUGUUUGGCAUGUUUAACCAACCUUGGGGACAUUCACAUAUUCAGCAUCCCUGGGUUAAGGCCCCAGGUGCGCUAUGAUUGCAUCCGCAAAGAGGAUAUAAGUGGAAUCGCGUCCUGUGUCUUUACAAAGUAUGGACAAGGCUUCUACUUGAUCUCCCCUUCUGAGUUUGAACGGUUUUCUCUAAGUGCCAAGAAUAUCACAGAACCAGUGUGUUUGGUAGAAUUUGACCGACCCCACGAUCCUGUGCAUCUCAACAAUAAAGUGACAACAUCUCCAAAAACCAACCAGGCUAAUGGUACACACAUACCGAGGGAAACUGAUGCAAGUCCGGCACCAAUGGAAGGUCACACAUGUGAGAACAUGGCCAUGUUUUCACCCUCCCCACUUGACUCUCCCCUUAACAGCACUGACACAACUUUAGACACGACGGGGGACAUCACAGUGGAGGACGUCAGGGACUUACUUGGGGCUACAGAGGAAUCUGAAAAAAACAUGAAGAAUUCAGUGGAUGAACCACGGUCCUCAGAAAUUCUUAUUAAAUAAGGUUCUGCUCUUAUGGUGCACGUGGGGUCUGUAACCGGCCCAUGCUCUGGUUUACAAACACCCAACGGAUCACUUUCCUGAUACCUUUCAGCAUAACAUAAGGGAUUCCUGGUUUGUUAACCUGAUGAUACUGAUAGACUUUUUAUGGAACUAUCUUCCCAUCGGAGCAAAUCUGAACUCUACAGUCCCCAGGUUUACAGCUGGGACGCAUAGAUGACCCCCCCUUUGCUGAGAACAGCCCUGGAAUACAGACAUUGAUUGCAGCCAAUAUAAAUGAAGACCUUGAUACAUUUUUUACAUUUGAGCUUCUAAAAGGAGUCGUCUUUCUUCUAUUGAGUUUUGGAUUUAUCUGGCUGCAGAUUUGCUGUAGGUCUAUAAAGCAUAGAAAAUAGGUUUUAUAUUUGGCAACAUUGUGUACAUUUUAUACCAAGAUUAUGUAUAGGAUCUAUAGGCAGAAAUGUAUCCAUACAACAGAUGAGUGACGCCUGCAUCAUUCCUUGUUUCUGCUGUAUUUGCAGAGACUUUCUAGUACCUUAUCCUAAUGGUCCUUUCUGCUCGGACUCUUACAUUUUGUAUUUCUAAAUAAGCUUCUGCAAACCUGUACAAAUUCCUACGAAACCAGAGAUUUUACAUUGGGACAAUAGCUUAACCACAGCCAUACUGGUCUUCAAACAGCUGGAGUGCGUUCUGGUAGAAAGGACUUUCUGGGCUUUGGGACAUUGGGGUUUAUUUCCUCGGUCUCAAUUCCAAAACUGUUUAAGUAUUUAAACACGCAUUUGCCUUGCUGUGCACAGUGCUUUGUAGGCGGCAAGGGUUAAGCACAUACACACCGUCUGCAAACAUGCUGAUUGUAAAGGGUUAAUGGUGCUUUCCCUACUCCUUGACUUUAAUUAUAAAUUUAAUUCCGAAAACCAUGGUUUUAUCUGUAGAGUUCUAUUAGACUGCUUGGCACAGAACAAUUUUUGGUUAUUAAAUGCUGGAACGCUUUGCAACAUGGGAUGUUCUAGUUUAACUCAGGUUGUUUGAUUACCCUAACAUGAAAAUAGCAAAACUUUUUAAUUAUUAAAUAGCACUAAUAUUCUGCACAAUGCUUGCUGUGGCUUAUUGGUCCGUUUUUAAGACACACAACUUUAUUAUCCUUUGGCAAUUGCACACCGUUCUCUAUAGCGCUAUUAACCAAGCAAUAAUCAUUUAUUCAAAGGGAGUCUCCUACAUCCUCGGGGGUGUCCCUACUCCUGAUUGGAUGUGACAGUGUUUUUAUUAUUUAGCCUCUGAUAUUGGUGUGAACUUAACCAGUCAUUUGCUGCAAAGAAACGAACUGAAAUUUGACUAAUAAAGGCUUUAUUUUAACUGCAGGAUGACUGCUUAUCACAGACUGUGAUUUACUGACCCCCUACAGCACUCCAGGGGUUAAUCUGAAUUAUUGUGGGGGGGGGGUUUUGAAGGGGGGGUUGAACAUUGAGCAUUUCAGAGUAUUUUUGUAUGCCUUGCCUACCAUUUCUAAGACUGUUUUUGGUACUGCUUUUCUGUGAAUUAGUUUGUAUGGGGGUGGGCGAAAGGGCAAGAGUUGGAUUAUUUCGCUAACCGUAUUGUUGUCUUUGACAAGUUUAUCUUUUUUGAAGAAUUAUCCAGUUUUACAUGGAUUUUUAUUUUUCUGUUUAGAAUGUAAUCUUAUUUCAUUUGUUUGUUUGUUUUUUGUUCGCAUUUUGUUUAGAUAUUAAAUACUGUUUUAUUAAAAAAUAAAUAAAUAAAGCUUA